Benincasa hispida (wax gourd) is the source of this 387-nucleotide messenger RNA. The record is from RefSeq and is a predicted model, not a curated record. Lineage: Eukaryota; Viridiplantae; Streptophyta; Magnoliopsida; Cucurbitales; Cucurbitaceae.
AUGCCAAAGUAUGUAAAAUUCUUGAAGGAUGCUCUAACAAAGAAAAGAAAGGUUGGUGAGUUGGAAGUGGUAGCACUGACGCUGGAAUGCAAUGCGUUGAUCAACAAUAAUAUUCUUGAGAAGCAGAAGAAUCCGGGCAGCUUUAUUUUCCCUUGUUCAAUUGGAAGGAUGGACGUUGGGUAUGCAUUGUGCGACCUUGGAGUAAGCAUUAACCUCAUGCCCCUUACAAUCUUUAAGAAACUAGGAAUUGGUGAAGCUAAAUCCACUUCUGUAACGCUUCAGCUCGUUGAAAGAAUGAUCACGUAUCCUGAAGAAGAGAUUAAAGAUGUCUUGGUGAAGGUUGACAAGUUUUAUAUUCCCAGCAGAUUUCAUUAUCCAAGAUUAUGA